AUGCCGCGCGGUUUCCUCGUCAAGCGCAGCCGGCGCCUGGGCGGCUCAUACCGGGCGCGCCCGCGGGACCCAGAGCGAGACCUGCCACGCGCCCCGCCGCCACCCUCGCCGCCCUCCGCCGGGGACAGCCCUGUCGCCAGGCUGGGGGCGGAGGAGGAGGAGGGUGAGGAGGAGGAGGGUGCCGCCGCCGCCGCCGCUUGCCCCGCGACGUGGCCCCCCGGCGGCGGAUGCGGCGGCCCCGGUCUUGCCCCACUAGAGGGGCCUGCCGCUUGGGGGGCGGCGGGGCCCUGCAGCGCCGCGGGGCCAAGAGCGGCUCUCUUCGAGCGGUGCCUCAGUUCCCCCGCCUCCGCUGAGUCGUUCCCCCUGGCCGCCUCCUUCCCGCCCGCCGAGAAGCUGCUACUGCAGCCCCACACGCCGCUGCCAGGCCCUGCGCCGCCGCCGCCGCCCGCGCUGAAGCGGUCGUCGCGAUCCAAGGCGACUGCCAAGAAGGCCAAGGCCACGCGGAAGCUGAGCUUUGCCGACGAAGUGACCACCUCGCCCGUGCUGGGGCUGCGCAUCAAGGAGGAGGGGCCCGAGGGCCGGUCGGGGCCGCCGCCGGGUCGCACGCCGCUUGGCGAGUUCAUCUGCCAACUGUGCAAGGAGCAGUACGCGGACCCGCUGGCGCUGGCGCAGCACCGCUGCUCUCGCAUCGUGCGCGUCGAGUAUCGCUGCCCUGAGUGUCACAAGAUCUUCAGCUGCCCCGCCAACCUGGCCUCGCACCGCCGCUGGCACAAGCCGCGGCCCGGCCCCAGCACCGACGUCACCGCCGCCGCCGCUCCACCGGGCAAAGAGAACAGCCCCGAGCGGCGGCCACGCGGCCCCGUCGCGCCCCAACCCCAGCCGCCCCCGCCGCCCCGUCAGCACCGGGACAGCGCGGACAGCGCCGGCAGCAUCCCAGCAACUCCCGCCUCCGGUCCAGUUCCCGGCGGCGCCCCAGUUGCCAGUCCCGGCGGGGAGGCGUUUGCCUGCCCCUGCUGCCAGAAGCGGUUCCGGCGGCAGGCCUACCUCCGCAAGCACCUGGGCACCCACGGGCCGGCUCGGCCUGCCGCCUACGGCCCGCCGGAGCGCGGGCACCUCGCCUUCGCUUGUCAUCUCUGCGGUGCUCGCUUCCCUUCGGCGGACAUCAGGGACAAGCAUCGGCUGUGGCAUGCCGUGCGGGAGGAGCUGCUCCUGCCGCCGCCGGCCGGGCCCCCCGAGGGAGGCGCGGCAGGCAGCGAGCGGCAGGGCUUCCCCUGCAAGCACUGCCCCGCCACCUUCUUCAGCGCGCCCGGGCUGGCGCGGCACGCCAACAAGUGCCACCCGCCGGAGAGCAGGCAGGUCCUGCUGCUCCAGGUGCCCGUCCGUCCGGGCUGCUAGGGCCGCGGCCGCCCCCGAUAGAACCACCACUUCGGGAGCUCGGGCGAGCCGACCGAGUCCUGCCCAUGCUGUAAUUCCUACGGUACUCACGGCUACAAAGGCGGAGGAGCCUCCCGUGGACUCCCGGGCCCCCGCCUGUCCUGCUGGUGGGUAGCAAGACUCCCCUGUACCAGCACAGCCGACGGGCGUGCCGCCUCUGGCGGGCCCGGCUGGCAGCGUUUGUGCCGAGCCUUGCAAGGGCGAGGUGCGUCGCAGGAGCAGUGGGAGCCGGUGGGCGGCUGGCUGGCGGAGGGUGGGUACGACCCUGGGCUGGCUGCAGCAGAAAAGGAGCUGGGCCCUGGCUGGCAUCCGCUGGGAUGCGGACGAUGUCAGGGAGGUGGGUGUUCGCCCACUGGAAGAACAUCUUCCAUAGCAACUCUCCAAGUACAGCUGUAUAUACAAUAUUUAAAAAGAGGAAUUAUUUUUCGUUAGAAAAGGAUCCAGCUCUAGUGACCUUGUUUUAAUAGCUUUAGCCCCUGAGCUUCAACAUUUAAGGUAUUGUAAGGUGUUUUGUUUGCUGUACUCUCUACUGAGAUAGUUGAGAAGGUAUAUGUUCAAAUUAAGUCAGUGUCAAGUCAUAUAAUAGCUAGCAAAGUGUAUGGGAAAUUAAUCGUGCUGUCUGCUUAAUUAAAAUACGAGGUGUUUUUCUUCUGUAGCUAAGGUCGCCUCUCCUGCUCGCUCUGUGUUUCUGUACUCCAGCGACCGUGCUUUAUGCACAUCGCAUGCUCUGGCAGCUGCCUGGUUCAAAGCCUGUUCCGUUCGUGCGACAUGGACAAUAGCAAGGGCAGCUUGGCCUGUGAGGCCCGGCAGCAUGCAACCCUGCCAGCCCCCACACUGUGGGCAAGCAGGAGAUCCCUGUCUGCACCUAGCCUUUUUGGACAGCCGCUGACUCCUCUGCCUCAUGAGCUGCGCUGUUGAUAUGAGCUCCUCCAAGUCUUGUGAACAGCUGAAAUUAGACCAUGAAAGCGUCUUGGUAUGUUGCUGCUUUCCUCCUCUUUAACAAGACCUGCCUUAGCAAAGCAAGCCACAGUCUCUAUUCUCUGCCUUUAAAUAUGGUCUGGCCAAAUAUUUUGAAAUACUGUCAAAUUUACCAUCCACUUUCAUUUGAGCCACUAAUUUAUUUAUUUAUUUGUUCUCUAUAUUUUUUUUCCACACAAGUGUUUAUUUCUUCACGUGACAGCAGAUGAGGCCGAAAAUAAGGGCAAGUAAAUACAAUAAAGAAUUUAGAACAAAGCUCAUACUUUUCUUGAAUUCAAGCAGGACAAAGUGGGUCAGCUGGUGAUUUCUGAAGAGCAAAACUGAUCUCAGCCAUAGCCUUUGUUCCAGCACUCUCUCUGAAAAUGAGCAUGCAAAAUAUUUCAAUCUAUUUCAGUUGGAUCCUGCAAAGCAAUUAUUUCUAUAAUUUUAAGUAUUUUGUUACACACAACAAAUGAUUUAUGUGUAUGAUGCUGAAAGGCUGAAAGCAAACUAUAAACUGCUUUAUUUUAAAUGUGCUUCAAAGGCUUUCUCAUUUUAGUUCCAGGAUCUGGACAAACGAGUUAAGACAAUACAAUCUAAAGCAGCCGAAUUUGCUGUCUGGUGAAGAAGGCUAAACUGGCAGCUGGUUCCUCUCAAAUGCCAGAUUUUUAAGUUGUGCAUUUUUCUAUCAGGUGUUGGUAAGGGAGACUUCGGUAAAAAUGCCAGCUUAUGCAAUUAAGUAAGUUCUCCUCUGGAGAAGUUCUCUACUUUUCUCCACUUGUGAAUCAAAGACGAAGGGCUCUGGACCACUGACACCUGAUGAUUAUUAACUGCUCCUACAAUUAGCACUUGAAUAACCAGCCUGUAGGAGGUAACAUCCUGUGUUUUGUGCUACUUGCAGAGCUUUGUGUACUGUAUUUACUAUGGCCGGGAAAAAGUUCUCAGUACAGCAUUCUUGCCAUGGGUCGGGGAAGGGCUCCCAAGACCUUAUGUGUACUUUUUACUAGUAAAUGAAGCUGUGUAGUGCACUGAACUGCUCCGUGUGUAAUGUACUACCCUUCUAUAAAUCAGAGCCAGAAGCUCAUCCCUGAGGUGAAUGAC
Molecule: messenger RNA, 3492 nt
Organism: Pogoniulus pusillus (Red-fronted tinkerbird)
Lineage: Eukaryota; Metazoa; Chordata; Aves; Piciformes; Lybiidae
Gene: INSM2
Product: INSM transcriptional repressor 2
Exons: 1
Coding region: 1-1395 (464 amino acids)
Biological process (GO): neuron differentiation; negative regulation of transcription by RNA polymerase II; regulation of cell cycle process
Cellular component (GO): nucleus; transcription repressor complex
Molecular function (GO): DNA-binding transcription repressor activity, RNA polymerase II-specific; RNA polymerase II cis-regulatory region sequence-specific DNA binding
Source: RefSeq, a predicted model, not a curated record